Molecule: messenger RNA, 7593 nt
Organism: Globicephala melas (long-finned pilot whale)
Lineage: Eukaryota; Metazoa; Chordata; Mammalia; Artiodactyla; Delphinidae
Gene: FRRS1
Product: ferric chelate reductase 1
Biological process (GO): intracellular iron ion homeostasis
Cellular component (GO): membrane
Molecular function (GO): oxidoreductase activity, acting on metal ions
Source: RefSeq, a predicted model, not a curated record
GGGGCGGCGGCAGCCGAGGCAGGGCCGAGGCCGCUGUGUGAGUGACAGAAAGCUUCUCCGUGACUCCGCCUCGCGCCGGUCCCCGAGGAGCCCCUCGAUCCCCACUGGGCCUCGAGAGCACACAGCCUGGGUGGGAGCUGACAAGUCCCUUCGCCCACUUCCGGGAAUCUCCGCACCUGCUCGCCCCAACCGCUAGUCUCGCGAGAGUCCGAUCGCGGGCUGCCCGGGUGUAGGAGGUGGCUGAGGACCAGGCGGCGGGCUGCCUUUUUUCUCGCCCGGAAGAAGGAAGACUGGGAGGGAUCUUGGACAACCUAACUCAUGAGAUAGCUGUUUUCUGAGCAGUAAAUUGAGGAAGCCCAAGCAUGCCUCACUGACAUGCCCUCACUCAACAAGUACGUGGGCCUCUCACUGUUGUGGCCUCUCCCGUUGCGGAACACAGGCUCCGGACGCGCAGGCUCGGUGGCCAUGGCUCACGGACCCAGAUGCUCCGCGGCAUGUGGGAUCUUCCCGGACCUGGGGACGAACCCGCGUCCCCUGCGUCAGCAGGCGGACUCUCAACCACUGCGCCACCAGGGAAGCCCCUCUUACUCUGUUUUUAAAGGGCCUUUAAAAAAAAAUUGGUACAGUGGUUCUCAAAUUGUAGCCACAGACUAACAGCAUUAGCAUUGCCAGGAUCUUGUUAGAAAUGCAAUUUUUCAGGUUUACCCCAGUCUUCCUGAAUCAGAAACUCUGGAGGUGGGUUCUAGUAAACUGUGUUUUAAGGAAUCCAUCAGAUGAUUCUGAUGCAUAUUAAAGCCUGAGAACCAUGGGUCUAGAGAAAUGACUGAUAUCAUUCAAAUGACAAAAACUCUAAUACAGCAACUCUUGGGUAUGUGAGAAUAACCCUAUUCUUGUUUAAGUGCACAGUUCUGAGUGCCUUCCUACAAAGUCUGUCCAGUAGGUCUGAGGUGGGCCCAGAAAUCUCAUUUUAGUCAGUAGGUAAUUCUGAUGCAGGAGGUCCACAGGUGACUCUGAGAACCAUGCUCAUUUGUCAAUUGUUAGUCUCCAGUAUAUUCAACCUCUCAGCAACAUUGGACAUGAUGGACCUCAUCCACCUCCGGUACCACUUUCUACAUUUUGGGACUCUCUCAGUUAUCUUCCUACUUUACUGGCCAAUCAAUCACAAUUUCCUUUACUGAACUUGCCUGUUCUUCCCAGCCUCUAAACAUUAGUGCACUUGAGGCUUAUUCUUUAGACCUCUUCUUUUUUCCAUCCAUGCUCACACCAUAGUGCCAAUGACUCAAAUGUGUAUCUUCAUACAUGUAUAUGAAAAGAUAUCUUCACUUGAAUAUUUUAAUGGCAUCUAAAACCUAAUAUAUCCAACACUCAUCUCUUGGUUUCUACCCUUCAAACCUGCUCCUCCCCUGUUUCCCACCAAUCUUCCCAUCCAAAUAGAUGCCACCACUUCCAAUUUCUUCCUGUUUCCCUCAAGUUUUCUAUCUUUGGAUUCAUCAAAAUUUCUCCGCUGAUCAGAAUUGACUCAAGAGAUAAAGUUCUGGUUGUUGCUUCCUUUGCUCUCAGAGAGUUCUGGAGGCCAAAAGUCCAAAAUCAAUAUCACUGGGCCAAAGUCAAGAUGUUGGCAGAAGCACACACCCUCCACAGGCUCUAGGUAGGAAUUUGAUGGAUGGCAUAAUGGAGGUCCCAGUUAGAAGACAGAACAUGGAGAGGAAAAAAAGUGAGAUGGCAGUUCCUGGAUUUACCCUUGGUGCCUUCAUACUUCUGUUGCUUGUUAGUUCUGUGGCUAAUUAUCCCAAUGGAAAAGUAACGAAGUCAUGCCGUGGAAUGAUUCCUGAACAUGGUCAUACUCCACAGUCUGAUCCCCCUUACUACAUCUCAGUGAAUCAGAUGACAUUCAGGCCAGGAGAGCAGAUCAAAGUUACUUUGUCAGGGCCACCAUUUAAAGGCUUUCUCUUAGAAGCACGUGAUGAGAAUUUGACUGGCCCUCCUAUUGGCUCCUUCACAUUGAUUGACAGUCAAGUGUCACAGCUUCUGACCUGUGAAGAUAUACAGGGAUCAGCUGUGAGUCACACAAGUCCAUCCAAUAAAAGAGAAAUUAAAGUCUAUUGGAAUGCUCCAAGCAGUGCCCCAAACCACAUAAAGUUUCUAGCCACAGUUGUUGAGAAGUACGAUACCUACUGGGUGAGGAUUCCUGGUCCUAUAAUUUCACAACCAAACGUCCUUCCUUUUACAACACCGAAAGCUACCAUAGCACCUAUGCCAACAUUGCCUCCAGUCUCCCAUUUAACGAAAUCAUUCAAUGCUUCAGAUUGUGGGAACAAGAAGUUCUGUAUUAGGAGUCCUUUGAACUGUGACCCGGAGAAAGAGCUUGCCUGUGUCUUCUUGUCCUUCACGCGAGAUGCCAAGUCAGUGAUGGUUGAAAUGAGCGGUCCCAGUAAAGGCUAUUUAUCCUUUGCAUUUUCUCACGACCAAUGGAUGGGUGAUGAUGAUGCUUAUGUGUGUAUUCUUGAAGAUCAGACUGUGCACAUACAACCUUCCCAUCUGACAGGGCGAAGUCACCCUGUAAUGGACUCCAGGGAUCCUCUUGAGGAUAUGGCUUGGAGGUUGGCAGAUGGUGUUAUGCAGUGUUCUUUCAGAAGAAACAUUACCUUUCCUGGGGUUAAGAAUAGAUUUGAUCUAAAUGCAAGCUACUACAUAUUUCUAGCAGAUGGUGCAGCUGAUCAUGGUCGGAUUCAUAAGCAUUCUCAGCAACCUUUGAUUACAUAUGACAAAUACAAUGUGACAGGCUAUCCAGAGAACAUAGGAGGAUCCCAUUCUUUACUCCUUCUGAAGGUUCAUGGUGCCUUAAUGUUUGUGGCAUGGAUGACUACAGUUAGCGUAGGUGUACUGAUUGCCCGGUUCUUCAAACCUGUUUGGUUAAAGCCUUUAUUUGGUGAUGCAGCUUGGUUUCAGGUACAUCGAAUGCUCAUGCUUACUACUUCUGCCCUCACUUUCAUUGCUUUUCUUCUGCCUUUUAUUUACAGAGGAGGCUGGAAUUGGCAUGCAGGUUAUCACCCAUACCUUGGUUGUAUAGUGAUGAUUUUAGCAGUUCUUCAGCUUCUUUCGGCAGCCUUCAGACCACCUUUACAUGACCCAAGAAGGCAAAUGUUUAAGUGGACUCAUUGGAGUAUGGGAACAGCUGCUAGAAUAAUAGCAGUGGCAACAAUGUUCCUGGGAAUGGAUUUACCAGGAUUGAAUCUUCCUGGGCCAUGGAAAACCUAUACAAUGAUUGGAUUUGUAGCCUGGCAUGUUGGGACAGAGAUUGUUCUGGAGGUACACACUUACCGACUCUCUAGAAAAGAUGAAAUAUUGGAUGAUGAUAGAAUUCAGAUCCUCCAGUCAUUUACUGCAGCUGAAGCAGAAGGUUAUGCUUUUAAAAAGGCGGUGUUAGCAAUCUAUGUCUGUGGGAAUUUGACUUUUCUCACUAUGUUCUUAUCUGCAAUCAACCAUCUAUGAGCGAGCGAAGACCUUGGCUUUUGCAGACCAGGUGAUAAUUAUCAUCAAGCCAAAAAACUUGAUGCCUGUAUCGACUGGAGUGUAUUCAUGACUUCUAAUUAGGAAGACCAGGCCAUGUCUGUAGAGAAAUUCGGAAGUCUGGUCUUUAGAGAUCAACAUUCACUAGGGUCCUAUGGGCUACAAACUGAUGUCAAGCUUUUACAUAUUAUUCUGAGUCUUAAAGGGAAGAUUGUACUUGAGGAGAAAUGACUCAAAUAUUUUUUAUGCUGAAGUUUUAAGAAUGUUAGCAUGUAAGAAAAUAACUGUUUGGAAAAACAUAAAAGAUGUCAUAGGAUAAAAUGCAGAUAGUAUUAAGGUAAAUAUAUUUUGGACUAUAAAGGUGCUGUGGUACUUUAAAGAAAACAUUUAUUUUUACUAGUUUAUCUGAAUGGUCUUUUUUUAGGAUUUUUUUCCCCUUACCCCCUUUCUUAAAAAUUUUUUUGGAAACACGUUUUCGAUCCAGUGUUUUGGACAUAUCCUUUGUUUCGUGUAUUUUGUUACUUCCCUGGUAAAGGUGAAAGUAGGGCUAACACCAUUUCAUUAACAUUUAAAUAUAUUAUUAAUAUUAUAAUUUCUUUCUUAGCAGUGAAAUGCAAGUGUGCAUCUUCUGAUUAAGAGUGUCUUUAUAUAUUCAGCUACAGAGCUAAAAUGGCAUUCUAUAUGCUAAUUGUUUUGACUCUGAGGUUGUCUUAGCCUUUGGAGAUUGUAGACUUGCAUUUCAAAAUUAAUAAAAUUCACUCUUGUGAACAUAUUUAAGAGUUAUUCUUUGUCCUUGUGGUAAUAAAAUAAUAUGGGUGGUACUGUUUUGUUAGAAGAUCCUGAUGCUAUAAUGAAUUAGAAUUAUCAAUGUUAUUUCCCUUCCGGUUCCAAUAAUUUCUAUUUUAUGACUGGGUCUCAUGUUUGCUAUGAGGACUUCUAGCCAGUGGGUGGCGCCAUAAUACUACUGCUUUGUUACUGUUCACUUGUGUUGAUUCAUUUUUAGUACUUAGAUAAUAUCUUGGGAUGGCAUUUCUCUUAAAAUUCACCAACUCUUAAUAUUUAUUUGAAAAAUUUCUGUCUUUUUUUCUUUUCCUAACAGUUAUAGGUUACAAACUGAAAUUAGGGACCAAUGUUAUUUUCUGGUUUCAAUUCUAUUUGUUUUCUAACCAUGAUUGUUUAUAACCGUUGUUUGAUACUUCCCUUUACAUUCCCGUGACCUUGUAACAAAUGAACAUAACUAUCUUAGGCAGAGGAAACAAGCAAAACUCUACAUUCUUAAAAUAAAAAGUUUAGGGAGGCAUAUUUUACUUUUUUAUGUGUUCUUUCUGAUUGAUCCAAGGACCUAAAUUCUAUCUGGCAUAAAUAAUAGCCUCAGCGAUGUAUCUUACAUCUUUCACUGGGUAAAAUGGUAUGUUUUUGUUCUUUAUACAGGUGUUUAUCAUAAGUAGCUUAGGGUUUGAGAUGUGAACUUUCCGUGUUUAUGUUCUAUAAGUGCCAGGCUAUUUACAGUCUAAACUUUCCUUUUGAAUGCCUUUAUUUAAAAACGUUUUGUUUAGUAUAGAAAGUUAAAUGUAUACUAAAAUAUUUUCCUCUAACUUUCAAUUAUUAGGGGCCUAAAGGUUAAUAAAAUUCUCUUAAGAAAUUAUAUCAUACAUUUGACAAGGAAAGAUUUGUUUAAGGAGAAGAUGAACCUUGGUGGGUUUCGUUUUCAAAUUCGUGAGCUUGCUGGAUUUCCAGUGCUGAGGCUAACCUAUUUUAACUUUUCUUUUUCAUUGAUUCAUCUGUUGGCACUAUUUUGAUAUAUCAUCAAUUGAUAUACAGAGUUGUCCAAAGAAGUCUUUGUCAUCUAACCUUAGUAGACCAACAAACCUUUUCAUUAAUAUCAAAUUAUGAUUCUUCUGCUUAUGAAUGGUUGACAUCUACAAAUUGAAAAUGCCUAUUCGUUGCUCCUCUCAGUUUUCCUUCUUGAUUUUGUAAUAAACAAUCUGUUUUUUUAAAGUUUUUUUUUUUUUUUUCAGUACGCGGGCCUCUCACUGUUGUGGCCUCUCCCGUUGCGGAGCACAGGCUCCGGACGUGCAGGCUCAGCGGCCAUGGCUCACGGGCCCAGCCGCUCCGUGGCAUGUGGGAUCUUCCCGGACAGGGGCACGAACCCGUGUCCCCUGCAUUGGCAGGCAGACUCUCAACCACUGCGCCACCAGGGAAGCCCUAAAGAUAUCUUUUGAUAGGAGUAAUUGUUAAACGAAAUGCCUUUAUAUCUUCAGCAAUGUUGCCUCAAAUAGCAAAAUCAUGAGUUUUCUUCUUAAAGAUGGGUUCUUCUAUAAAAUAAAAAUAACUAUUUAUUUUUGAAAAAAAAGUGAAACAAAUUCUAGAAAGUUGUGGUUGGGGUAGCAUUCAUAACUGAGGCUAUUUUUGUUUUUAUUAUUUUCUUAUCUUUGGAAAUCAAUCUUAAGGACGUGGGUAGCCUAUGGCAUAAGUUAUCGAAUAACACUUAAGUGCCUACUUGGUUAUUAGGAUUUUGGCUCUAAUGUGUGUUAAGUGAUAUUCAUCCCUCCACAUCUUGUCCCAGUCCAGGUUGUGGUGGGAAGAGACAGAUGCAGCAGAUGCCAGCCAGGAAGCCCUAGGGGGGACCUGUAGCUUUUGGCUGAAAUUUUAUUUGUCUGUAUAUUCUGGUGAAGCAAGGAAAAAAAAAGGACAAAGGUCCUUGUUUAAGAUAAUCCAUUGUAGACGGGAAUGAAAGAAAGGAUUCUUCUAAGCUCUUUUCAAAUCAGAUUAGGUUACACACUGUCACUGUGCACACCCUGCUUCUUUCCUUCUUGCCCAAUACCCACCAGGCUCAUCUCUGCACCCAGGUCACUGAUGGUCAUCUGCCUGGAAUGCCCUUUCUGUUCCCUUCUUUCUAGCAAAAACUAGUUUAUUAAGUUCUGGCUCAAAAAUCCUUCUUGUUUUUGGAGGCUUCCCUGACUGUUCCUUCUACAUAAGUGUCUCCUGACCAUCCUUAUAAAUGGUAUGCUGGGAGGCAGAUAACCCUGUACAUAAAAAAGACUGGGAGUCUGGGAGCGGAGCUGGAAGACCUAAGCAUGCUUGUCUGAUUUAUAAGACUCAUGUCGUUGGGCAAAUUGCUCAUUUUCUCCGAGCCUCAUUCCUUCAUCUGUAAAGCCCAUCUCACAGGGCAGUUAUGAGGAAGGAAGGAAGUGGUACCAGCAAAAGGUGCUUUGUACAUGUUGUUGAUGAUGUCAUUGCUUUUGAUUACAGUGUUAAACUUUAGUAGUUUUUACCUAUGGAAUGUGUAGUUUUUAUUUGAUAAAAAAUUUGAUAUUCACCUUGAAAACAUUAUGCUAAGUGAAAUAGCCAGACAAGAAAGGACCUCUAUUAUAUGAUUUAUUUACUUGGAGUACCUAGACUAGUCAAAUUCAUAGAAAGUAGAAGGGUGAUUACCCAGGACUGGGGGAGAGGGAGGAAUGGGGAGCUGUUAUUUAAUGGGUACAGAAUUUCUGUUUGGGAUGAUGAAAUUGUUCUGGAGAUUGAUAGUGGUGAUGCUUACAUAACACUGUGUAUGUACUUAAUGCACUGAAUUGUAUCCUUGAAAGUAGUUACAGUGGAAGAUUUUGUGUUAUGUAUAUUGUACCACAAUAAAAAAAUAAUUAAAAAUUUGAUGUUUAUAGGAACACUAUUCACAAUACCCAAAUGAUGGAAACAGCCCACAUGUCCAUCAACAGAUAAAUGAAUAAGCAAAUUGUGGUACAUACAUACAAUGAAAUAUUAUUCAGCCAUAAAAAGAUAUGAAGUACUGAUGCAUGCUGUCACAUAGAUGAACCUUCAGAACUUUAUGCUUCUCCAUGGCUACCAGAGACAUCAAAGGGCUGGAAUAAGAAGAGGAACAGCAAAUAAACAAACAAAAAACCUAUUAUGCUAAGUGAAUCAGACACAAAAUGUCACAUAUUAUGAUUAUAUGAAAUAUCCAGAAUAGGUAAAUGCAUAGCAACAGCAGAGUGGUGGUUGCCAGGGCCUUGAGGGGAGGGAGUGGAGGAGGGAAUGGGGAGUAAUUGCAUGAUGGGCAUAAGAUUUUAUUUUGUGGUGCUGACA